Messenger RNA from Brassica napus (rape), 1611 nucleotides. RefSeq names its product UPF0725 protein EMB2204-like. The coding region runs from base 415 to 1209 and encodes 264 amino acids. The record is from RefSeq and is a predicted model, not a curated record. NCBI's taxonomy places the organism in Eukaryota, Viridiplantae, Streptophyta, Magnoliopsida, Brassicales, Brassicaceae. The transcript is spliced from 5 exons.
GGCGUUCUCUUUCAUGCUGUGAAAUUCAAACUGGAGUUCCAAAAUCGUUGAUUAGCAGCAGGCCACGAAACUGAAGGCAUUCUUUUGGCCCAGUAUGUGAUUGAGCUGUGAAGGCCCAAUAUAAGCCCAAUAAUAAUGAAAUAAUAUUAAACAGAAUAUUUAUUUAUUCUAUCAGUGCCUAUAUUGAUCAAAAGCAUCCGCCGGUUGCAUGCAGGAGAGGAAGAUCGCCGGUGAAUAUAUAUGAAAAGAUGAGUUGUCUGACGGAGGAAUCCGAUGUAACGAUUUUUGUUUAUUUAAUAUUUUUUGAGCUUGUCAACAAGUGAAAUCUGAACCUUACAACUACUGUUUUGUAAUGUGUCUUAGGGUUUUGAUUAUCCUGGAGGUAUUGAAGUGACAUACAGUCUCCAUAGACUGAUGCACUUUGACUGUGAAGGAAAAAAUCCUCGUUAUGCUUAUCCUCAGUUGGUCAAGCUUUAUGCUAAAUUAGGAGUUCACAGAUACAAUCUCUUGGAGGUAAAAGUUCUCGUUAAUGAAAGGAUGAUUGGCUGUUUAGAUUUGGCUGUGUCUAUCGCUAGACCUCGAACUCACGUGAGUCCAAAGCCGUACCUGCGUAGACAUUGUGAACCAGCGCGUCUUGAUACAGAAUUCAACCCAUUACCUGAUUGGCCUCCAGAGAUUGCUUUUAGUGAUGCUAAACGGUUUUACAUGGUGAAUAAAUCUGAGUUGCAAAACAAUGGUUGGAUUUCACUUUAUUUGGAACUUGCACUCGUUAGUCACGUAAGGGAUCUUACUGCUGAUCAUUAUCUGGCCCAGUUGGAAAUUGUGCAGGUAGCCGUAGAGACUGUUGAUGAUGUGAAGCCCCCGACACUUGACUCCAAAAACGUGGUUAUUUACAUAGUGUAUAGAGACUUUGCCACUGGCGAGCCAUGUGAUAGCAAAGCUAUCGUCAGACGCAGUUUCAAUGAAGCUACUGGAGGUUUGAAAUUUGUGGGUGACUAUUGGAGUGAAGAGAAAAAAGCUUUGAGUACUGAGAGGGCUUCUGUUGUUGAAGUAACUGAAAAACGUUCUAUGCAUCUCUCGGGUGGUGAGAAAACUGAGAAACGUUGUAAGAAGAAGAAACGUUUAGGUGUCCACAGGCUAUGGCGUUUAUCUGAUCCCAGGUGUCAUCAGGCAUACAAACGCCGUGCUUCCGCUCGUCAUCCUCAGUGAAGAUUCGCGAUUUAUCAAGUAGAGCUGAUAUUGUGGAUCAGAUGGAGUUAACUAUUAAUUAAUGAUCGACUAUGUUAUUUUGUGCUAAGUGCAUUUGUCUUCGUACGCUUUUUUUUUGUAAGUGUUGUACUGUUUUCUUUGAUGACUUGACUUACUAAGAUAUGAGUGCACUUUUAUUUAUAGAUACGAUGCUCAUUGAUCUGCUUCAUUUUCUUUCUAUUUCACUUAAGCUUCAUCCUCCUAAUUAUCUUAAAAGCAUCUAUGUUUUGAAAAAGAGAAGAAACCACUCUAAUCGUGCAUUGUGUUUAUUUCUUAGUUCGAAUCCAAGUGGACUUGAAUGCCAUGAUUAAGUCAAUAAGCAAUACGAACUUAUCUUCUCUUCCAAUGAAACCAAACACCAAA